AUGACCACCGUAGCUCUUGUGAUGUGUCCACACUGCAUUGAGCCCACAGACAACAUCCACGAUCUCCCACUCACCGUUCUGGAUGUGCUGGCUUCCAAGUGUUUCCGAUCGGCAACCCAUCCAGGAUCUGAUUUUAGGAUCACCGCCGUCGCCGACAGGUUCGCCGAAACGCUCGGCGCAGGAUUACUGCACAAAGCACAGAAAGAACCAGCACUUUGGGUGACCAGACGUAAAGUGGGCGGCCUUAGUCCUCUGGCUCCUUGUUUGGUUUACGGACAGUACGUCUACGGACUUGUACAACCGUAUGUCCAGGAUUUUUUGAGACCUCGACCUCAUCAUGAAUGGAUUAAUUCGGGGAAAUUUCAAGGAGAUAUCGACGGUAUUGACGCAGACUUAUUCAGACAACCAAAAAUGCGAGAAACUCACACAAACCAUCGAACGCUCACUAUAAUCCUUUGUUUGCGUUGCGCACUACACCCGUCUGAGCAUGCGUAUAAAAAAGAAGGUUUUGUGUUCUUCAACGCGCUUAAAAACAAGCAGUUAACGUGGAAAGAUGGAAUUAUCCCCUACGUAAUGGAUCCAGCGUUCUCCCAUCAUGAGGUGAAAUUGCUAGAAAAGGCUUUCGCAAGUUAUCAUAAGAACACCUGCAUCCGCUUCCAGCCAAGGAAUGACGAGGAGGACUAUCUAAACAUUGUUAAAGGUUUUGGAUGUUAUUCGCAAGUAGGACGAACCGGUGGGAAGCAGGAAAUCUCACUUGGUAGAGGUUGUCUCUUUCAUGAAAUCAUCGUCCACGAACUCAUGCACUCAGUUGGAUUUUGGCAUGAACAUAGCCGAGCAGACCGAGACGAGCACAUUCACAUCCGUUGGGAUAACAUUCUGCCUGGGAUGAGGUCACAGUUCGACAAAAUCUCAGCAUCUUUACAGGACACUCAAGGUGAAAAAUACGACUACCGGUCGAUAAUGCAUUACGAUUCUACCGCGUUCUCGCGUAAUGGUAGAAACACAAUCGAACCGGUGCAAGAAGGGUUUACUGAAGUUAUAGGCAGCGCCACUGAUCUGUCGCAUCUCGACAUUGUGAAAAUCAACAAACUCUAUCAAUGCGCGUCGAAGCGCAAGGAAAAGCCAAAAUCGUCCCUAGAAAAUGCGCAGUCUGUUCUCACAAGUAAAGAAAAAUGUCAAGAUCAUUUCGUGGACUGUCCGCACUUUUCACAAUACUGCCAACGAGCGUCUUUUUUCUUCGUGAUGAAGAGCUAUUGUCCCCUUACGUGUGGUCACUGCAAGCUGUUGGAGUCCUGA
This is a messenger RNA of Necator americanus (New World hookworm), 1296 nucleotides long. RefSeq lists its product as uncharacterized. The record is from RefSeq and is a predicted model, not a curated record. The coding region runs from base 1 to 1296 and encodes 431 amino acids. Gene Ontology annotation, molecular function: metalloendopeptidase activity; zinc ion binding. The transcript is spliced from 11 exons. Lineage: Eukaryota; Metazoa; Nematoda; Chromadorea; Rhabditida; Ancylostomatidae. Gene Ontology annotation, biological process: proteolysis.